ACUAGCUCUAUCUCUAAAUCACUUCCUCGCAACGAGUAAACAAACAUGGCGCAAGUGAACGAUUUAAAAAACGCUAUUUCUGAAAGUUUGGAGAGAAAAGGUGUCCUGAACAAGGUGAAAGCUCAGAUACGUGCUGAGAUGUUCCAUGUACUAGAUGAACAUUCAGAAGGAAAACCUCCAAUAUGUAAUGAAAACCUCAUUAUCAAUGAAUUGAUCUUAGAAUAUCUCCAGUAUAACAAAUACAAACACACUUCUUCAGUUCUUAUGGCAGAGGCUGGUCAGUCUGAAACUCGUUUAGACAGAGAAUUUAUCAAGAAUGAACUCAACAUGGCUGAAGAUUUAGAGACCAGCAGUGUCCCGUUGUUGUAUUCUUUAGUGAAUUUCUUCCUGCAACAAAAUGCUGGCAGCAAAACCAAAGUCACUAAGAAAGAAACUUGGUAAUAACAUUUCAGAACUGUAUGUGUUUCAUGGUAAAUGUUUGUGCAAUAACAGGCUUGUCUACAGUUUGCAAUGAGAACUACUAUGCAGUUUUUUCAUGAAAAGGAAUCUACAUGUGUGUGUUUUAUUACAAUACUGAGUCCAGCAAAAAUCAUUCCAAAGACAAGAGGUCUAACCAUGUUUCUUCAAGCAUGUAAUGUCACUCACAUCAUCAUAAUUUUUUUACUGCUUUUUAUGCUUGCAUGGGUUGGACAGGAACCUUUCAAAAUAAAUAGCAACAUGUCAUUAGCUGCAUUCCUUUGUCCUUUGUGAUGUUUGCCAUCCUGUAAUCACUUUUCAUUACUUCUGUCCAUAUCUCUCCCUUCUACAGCUUUUCUCCAUUUGUAUCUACUGGAAAUUCUUUACCCAUAUCUUUACCCAUAUCAUCCAUAGACAUGACAUGUUCAUAUCAGUUCAGUUGUUUCUGUUACACACUACAUCUCAUUCCUCUUGAACCUAGUUUUUCUCUCAAUCUAUCUGUGCCACAUCACUAACGCUUACUAAUAUGACACAUUUCGCAGAGCAUGCUUUCUACAUUUCUUUCCAGCUUUUGAACAUAUUGUGUGUGUGUAUUUGUGUGUGUGUGUGUGUGUGUGAGAGAGAGAGAGAGAGAGAGAGAGAGAAUGAGUGAGUGUAUUUGUUUAGACAAAUAUCUAUAGAUGAACAGACAGCCACAGUAGGUACUGCUCUGCUAAGAGAAACUGAAGCAAAACUUUCCAGGUGCAGAUUGAUGCCAUAGAAUUAUGUGUGUAUGUGUGCAUGUAUGUGGGAGAAGGGAAGGAACAUAUCUGCUGGAAUUCUGUGAUGCAAAUGACUUGAUGAUCUACCACAGGAAUUUUAGGAUAUUAGCCAUCCACUUGAUUACCUAUCAAUAUGGUAGGUGCACAAGCAAGAUUAACUACAUUUUCUCCAGAAUAUGAGAUGGACAGGUGCUUGUAAAUGCAAUCUUUCUUUAGUGAAAAAUGUACAAUCCAACAUAAGUGAGUAGUUAGUGACUUCAAACUCAGAGCUACAAGGACUCAGAAAAACAAACCUGUCUAGAAAAGGAAGAUAUGGAAGCUUAAAGACCCAGUAAAUAGUCAGAAAGUUAGAGAAAUUGAGUGGAAGCAUUUGACAUAGAGAACAAUUGAAAUUUGCUACAGGACAAACUACUGAAGGCUACAGACCAAACCUGAGGCUGAUGCAAAGUUUUGGCCAGACCAAAGUUGGUGUGGUGGUGCAACAGUGAAGUAGACAGAGCUAUAAAAGUGUAAAGACAGGCUUGGAAAGACUGGAAAACUAGAAAUGACAGAGAAUUUUAUGAGGUAGCCAGAAGAGUAGUGUGGGAGAAAGGUUUACACAGCAAAGGGAGAAGCAGAAAGUAGGAAAUUUGUUUGUUCAACAUGAGGAUCAGAGAUAUGAGAUAUUUUGGUUUGCAAGACAAUGUAUCAGAGAAAAUCAGGAUAUUGUGAGUGAGAAGUGUAUGUGAAAAGAUAAUCCACUGUCCAUACUCACCUUUUUUUAACUUGAGAGUUUGUUCUGGCACCCCUUCCAAAGAUCAAGUUUCAUCACCUUGUCCCAUGUCUUCCUGGGUCUACCUCUAUCACUGUUUCCCUCUACAGUCAGAGAUCGGCACUUCUUUACAUGUCCUCAUCCAUGCACAUCACAUGACCAUAUAGCUCAGUUGUUUCUCUUGCACACUACAUCUGAUACUUCUUAUGCCCAACUUUUCUCUCAAGAUGCAUACACUCUGUGGUACAUGCACACUGACAUUGCACAUCCAGCGAAGCAUACUGGCUUCGUUUCUUUCAAGCCUAUGCAUGUCCUUGGUUGUCACAGCCCAUGUGUCACUGCUGUGUUGCAUUGCUGUUCACACACAGGUAUCAUACAAUGUCUUUCACUCUAGGGAGAGGCCCUUUGUUGCCAGCAGAGGUAGGAACUAUCUGAACUUGGCCCAGCUUAUUCUUAUUCUCACAACUACACUCUCAGAGCAUCCACCUCCGCUACUAACUUCAUCACCUAGAUAAUGGAAGCUAUCUACUACCUCUAGCUUACCCCACUAGCAGUUGAUGGAGUCUAUUUUCUGCACAUUUUCAGUGUUUAUUGUACCUGUGCAUCUUCCACACACAAAAGCUAUUUUCGCUGUUAAACUUCCUCUGAUAUUGCUGCAUCUCUUAUGUGUCCAUAGCUUACACCAGGUGUGUAUUUUAUUAUUAUUCUGCAGUCAGUCAUUGCGACUAUGAUUGUUUAUGGCUUUGGCAUGACUUGAUAAGCUUUCUCGAUACUGGUUGGUUUUUCAUUUGGGUUUGCCAUUUAUUAUGAUCGGUUCCUUUCCACCAUGCUCAUUUUUGCAGUAUCUUUGAAUCUCAGUCUAGGUAUUCCCUGGUUUCUUUUCCCCCUUGCAUAAUUGAGAGUAAAGGAUUUGUCUGGAGUAUUUGUUGUUGUCCAUCCUGUGUAUGUGGCCAACCAACAAAAAUUUCUGUCAAUGAGGAUUUCUAUCAUAGUAGACAAGCCUGAAAAUGGAACAUUUGGUGCUAUUCAAGAACACUUACUUGGUAAUUAAAAUACAAAUAAAGUGAAUCAAGUACCACUUCUAGCCACUUUGGAUAGGCAAUUUCCACACCUCAUUCUCAUUUCAAGCCAGAGUUUUAGUGGUACACCAAUCUAAGCACUCAUUGUACAUACUUAUUAAUAUAUUUCAAUAGAUGUAUACUACUUGCAUCUCCUCUAUAUGUGUCUGUGUGCACAUACACAUGCAUGCACACAAGUGUGUGUGUAUGUAGACUGUUGCUAUCAUUAUUAAGGUGUUGGGCUGGCAAUUAGAGUGUCAGAAAAAUUCCUUUUUGGCAGAAUCAUUGCAGUAUCAGAAAAAAUCCCUUUUGGGAUUUUGGACAGCUUGGUUCCACAGUCUGUUUUGGCUUGGUUUCUACAUACAGCUGGAUGCCUUUCCUAACACCAACCACUUUACAGAGCACACUGGGUGCUUUUUAUGUGGACCCAGUGCUUUUUACAUGGCACCAGUACCCACACCAAUGCAUUUUUGUGGCAUUUUGGUUUUCAAUUGUUGUGGUGGGUGGGUCUUGUUGAGUUCGGCAAAGCAUCACAUACCUUGAUCCAUGUCAGUCUAUAAAUCACAAGAAUAAACAAUAAUAGUCACUGGAUUGCAUCUUUAGGAAUCCUGCUUUGCUUAUGGCCAAUUUUAUGGAGGAUACUUUGGAGUUGCAAGUCUUAGCAUUUUGAGAUCAGCCUUCAAUACUUCAUCCCAUAUCUUUCUGGAUCUUACUCUUCCACAACUUCCCACCACUUUAAGUGAUCAGCAUGUUUUUAUGCAAUCCACAUCCAUCUGCAUCACAUGACCAAACUAUUAUUAUUAUUAUUAUUAUUAUUAUUAAGGCACAGGGCUAGAAAUCUUGAGGGGAGGUGAUUAGUCAAUGUGUUGGCCUCAGUAUAUAACUGAUAUUUUAUUAUAUUGACCUUCAAAAUGAUGAAAGACACAGUUGAUUCUGCCAAGGUCAACUUGCUAGACUUUGGUGGGAGGGGAUCAUCAAAGUAAAGUACUAGUCAAGUACUGUGCUUUAUAGUUUUAAUUGAUCCCCUCUUCUCAACUACUGGCCUUGUGCUUACAUUGGAAACUAUUGUUUUUCUUCUGUCCUUCGUCUAUGGUAUUUAAGAAUCAGAUCUGGAUCACAUCAGUCAUUAAAUAUUGAAAAUAAAAAACAUAAACCACAUUAA
This is a messenger RNA of Octopus bimaculoides (California two-spot octopus), 4188 nucleotides long. RefSeq names its product centrosomal protein 20. Gene Ontology annotation, cellular component: ciliary basal body; motile cilium; centrosome. Gene Ontology annotation, molecular function: protein binding. The record is from RefSeq and is a predicted model, not a curated record. Lineage: Eukaryota; Metazoa; Mollusca; Cephalopoda; Octopoda; Octopodidae. Gene Ontology annotation, biological process: microtubule anchoring; cilium assembly.